AUGUCUAAUGAGGAAUUAUCUAUACAAGAGACUAAUAAACUACGAGAGAAGUUGGGGUUGAAACCAAUACCAGUAUCGGCGAAAAAAGAAGUGACUAUUAAGAAUGAUCAUGUUGAUGUUGAUGUUGAUGUUGAUGUUGUGACCAACAAUAAUAUAUGUGGCGCUAAUUUGAAGAAGGAUAUCUUGCUACGAGAGAGAAUACAAGAGGCAAAACGCGCAGCAAACAAACGGAGACCGACAAAUUCAAAUGAUGUUGUUGAUGUUGUUGAUGAUGGUGAUGAUGGUGAUGAUGGUGAUGAUGCAGCUAUAGACGUUUACGCUGGGGAUAACGUCGAGGGUACAGAUAACUGGUUGAAUAGUUUAGGGUCAAAGAAACAGCUCCUAUCAAAAGAACCGAAACUAGACAAUCGGGAAAAACUCGGCAAUGCCAAUAAAGUGAAUGCAAUAAUUGGUCAUAGUAGUAAGAGAUUGCAAGGGUUACGAAAUAACGAUAUUUUAACACUACAAGACUCUGGUUUACUUGAUGAUGAAACUGGAGAUGUUUUGGUUAAUGAGAAAUUGAGCAAUGAUACAAAGUUGGAGAUUGAUCUUGAAAAUCGCAAAGAGGCCGAAAUGGCUAAAUUCAGUGGUCGACAUUAUAGAAAAUACAAUGAGGAAGAAGAAAGUGAAAGAAAUGAGGAGCCAGUUGCUAUGAUCAAGAAAGGUAAGGUUGUCCUCACCAACAACAGUUCCAGCACGCAAAAUGACGAGUCGUCUGUUUCUAAUGCUAAUAGAACUCGGUUCACAAAUUUCUUCGAUGAUAUCGAAGAACAGGCUACUCAAAUAACGCCUCCUCAAGUCAAGAUGAAGAAAAUCAAGAAAAAGAAGCCCUUGGAUGAGAGUACCAAGCGCAAGCGCACUGAGAUUGAAGAUGGCGAGUUACAGCAACAAGAUCAAUUUCUUGAUCUUGAUUAUGAGAACUUGGAAGAAGAAUUUUACAGUUGCAUCAAUAUGAAUAGACAAGUAAAACAGAAACAGAAAAGGAAAAUGAUGAGUCCAGAAGAAAUAGCUUUAGAUAUUGCUAAUCUGGUACAAGAAGAGAAGGAGGACGAGGAGAAGAAACAAAUGUAUGCAGGAAAUUUGUACGAUGAUACCGAGGGGUUUUUGAACAAAAUAGAAGUGAAUAUUUUGGGCAAUCAAAGUGAUGGAGAUAGAGGUAUGCGUGAUUUAGGAGGCUAUCAUAGUAGUAAUGUCAAACACCAUGAUGGCUCAGAACCUCCUCAUGAAUUACACGCUAGUAUUGAUGGAGACAUUCAAGUGGCAUCUUCACAUGAUGGAGACAUUCAAGCGGCAUCUUCACAUGAUGGAGACAUUCAAGCGUCAUCUUCACAUGAUGGAGAUGAGAAUGAACCAGGACCCACAUUCAGUGGUGGAUUAGCUGACACUCUUAAAUUUCUUCAAUCCAAAAACAUCAUCCAAUCAUCAAACCCGUGUGAAAAUGAUGAUGGGGAACUAGCUAAAAAGUCAAGCUUGUUAGCGUUAAAAAUUGGUAUUGAGAAAAGAAUACUAGAGGAAGACUUGAGAAAGGAUAAGUCGUAUAUGAAACUUUCCAAAAGUGAAAGAUUGGAUUUUUUGGAUAAGGAGUUGGAUAAGAGGUUACAGAAUAAGGGGAUCGUUGCUGAAGCAAGUCACAAGGGUAAGAAGGAUGAAAAUAGUCGAUGGAGGAAGAGGAGGAAAAGAAGCAUUACCGGUGCAGGUGACAAAGAAGAUGAAACAGGCAAAUUUAGAUCCUAUCAGCCAAAAGUCGAAUUGAGUUAUAAAGAUGACGAAGGAAGGGUUUUGAACGCAAAACAGGCAUACAAACAUCUUUCUCAUAAAUAUCACGGAACGGGACUUGGAAAAAGACAAAAUAUUGGUGGUGCAAAGUUGAGUUUGGAGAGGAAAAUUAUAGAUUAA
Messenger RNA from Lodderomyces oxycetoniae, 1935 nucleotides. RefSeq names its product U4/U6-U5 snRNP complex subunit. Gene Ontology annotation, cellular component: U4/U6 x U5 tri-snRNP complex. The record is from RefSeq and is a predicted model, not a curated record. The transcript has a single exon. Lineage: Eukaryota; Fungi; Ascomycota; Pichiomycetes; Serinales; Debaryomycetaceae. Gene Ontology annotation, biological process: maturation of 5S rRNA; mRNA cis splicing, via spliceosome. The coding region runs from base 1 to 1935 and encodes 644 amino acids.